AUGACUGAGUCGGGAGGCACAGUGGGCUUCAAAAAGGCGGCAGCGUCGCUUAAGGAUUGGGGCCCUAACCCUCAAAUAUGGACGACCUGCUUUCUUGCAUAUCUGGCCGUUGUAGGAUAUCUCUUCGGCGAGAAACAUCCUAAGGCAGUUCCCAACCUACUCAUGUUUAUGAGACAGAUCCUGGACUUCGCCCAGACUUAUCAGUGGUCGGAAGCAGUACUCCCCCUUGCCCUUAAUUUCCACCAAUAUAUACUGGAUAAAGGAGAACUAUCGACGGAAAACUACCUAGUCACAGGCCCAUUCCGCGAGAAAUAUCUCCGCCACAAUCUCACCCUACCUGCGAAGUCACCAACAAACCCCCCCAACACGGCCUCGUCAAGCCAGGAAUACCAGAUCUUCGAACAAUGA
This is a messenger RNA of Penicillium cosmopolitanum, 408 nucleotides long. RefSeq lists its product as uncharacterized. Bases 1 to 408 code for a protein of 135 amino acids. The record is from RefSeq and is a predicted model, not a curated record. The transcript has a single exon. Lineage: Eukaryota; Fungi; Ascomycota; Eurotiomycetes; Eurotiales; Aspergillaceae.